This is a messenger RNA of Triticum turgidum subsp. durum (durum wheat), 978 nucleotides long. The record is from the annotation of a GenBank genome assembly. Lineage: Eukaryota; Viridiplantae; Streptophyta; Magnoliopsida; Poales; Poaceae.
AUGGGCUUCAGCUUCCUCCCCGUGAUGGAGUACCUCUCACGCCGCGCCUUCCACGCCGCCGGCCUCUGCCCCCACACCGUCACCCUCCCCUGCGACCCCGGCGAAGGCAGCGGGACCCAAACGAUCCACUACUGGGCUCCGGCGCCGGCGGGGGAGCCGCGCCUGCCGCCGCUCCUCCUCAUCCACGGCUUCGGGCCCAUGGCGACCUGGCAGUGGCGCCGCCAGGUGGGCGCCUUCUCCCGCCGCUUCCACGUCGUCGUCCCGGACCUGCUCUGCUUCGGCGUCUCCGCCCCCUGCCCCUCCUCCCCGGCGCCCUCCGAGUCGGCGCAGGCCGCCGCGCUGGCCGCGCUGCUCGACGCGCUCCCGGGUCUCCCGGCGACGGCGCGCGUCGCCGUGGCCGGCACGAGCUACGGCGGGUUCGUGGCCUACUCCCUGGCGCGCGCGGCGGGGCCCGCGAGGGUCGGCCCCGUGGUGAUAUCCAACUCGGACCUGCUCAAGACGGCCGAGGACGACCGGGCGUUCCUCCAGCGCGCCGGCGGCGAGUGGGCGAGCGCGGCCGACUUGCUCAUGCCGCUGGACGCGCGCACGGCGCGGCGGCUCAUGGAGCUCUCGUUCUACCGGAGGCAGGUCACCUCCAUGCUGCCGGACUUCCUGAUCAGAGAGGCCGUGCAGGUGAGACUUUUCAGUGAUAAGAGGGAGGAGAAGAUCGAGCUGAUGAAGGCCAUAACUGUAGGGACUGAUGAGUUCCAACUUACGCCCUUGGAGCAGGAUGUUUUGCUCGUCUGGGGAGACCACGACCAGAUAUUCCCUUUGGACAAGGCAUUUGCUAUCAAGAGGUGCUUGGGAGAGAAUGUGAGGUUGGAAAUCUUCAAGGAAACCGGGCAUGUGCCGCAGAUGGAGGACCCGAAUCGGUUCAACGAGGUCGUCUUGGACUUCUUACUUGCCUCUCAAAAGUCCCCAAACCAGCAUGAUCAGUAG